Molecule: messenger RNA, 1563 nt
Organism: Plasmodium gonderi
Lineage: Eukaryota; Apicomplexa; Aconoidasida; Haemosporida; Plasmodiidae
Product: variable surface protein
Exons: 3
Coding region: 1-1563 (520 amino acids)
Source: RefSeq, a predicted model, not a curated record
AUGUGUAAAUAUUUAGAAUUCGAGUUAUUACACAUGUCUGUAUAUUUUGAUUUAAGUAUCUUACCUUCAGAGAGAAUAUAUAGGAACAUAAAUAAGGGGUAUUCCGUAAUUGAUGAUGAUAAUUUUUGGGAUGAAAUAGAAUAUAGGAUCAGUACUCAUUCUGACAUUCAAAUUUCUAAAAAAUUAAUAUCUGGCUUCGCUUAUGGUGCAUUUGAUAUAAAUAAUUUUGAAGAAAAAGAUGAAAUUUGGAAUUUUUUGUAUUUCUGGGCACGAGAAAAAAUAGAGGAAGGGAAAUACAAUUUUAGAAAUGUCAUGGAAAUACUAACUCAAGUAAUAGAUAAAUAUGAUGAUCGGAAGGCGUUUAUGCGUGAUUUAUUAAGUAUUACAAGUGAAGAUGAUUUUUCAAAAUUGAAGAUGAUUUAUGAUUAUAUUCAUGACUAUGAAACUGUUAAACAAACUAUUAAUCAAAGACAUGUAGUGUGCACUACUCAAAUGGAAAAGCAUCUAAAUAACUAUUUUAUGAAAUAUGAUGAAGUAAGAACUAAAUGUGACUCAGCUAAUGAUACAUUGUGUCAAAUAUUUAAAAAAUUCAUGGGAAUAAAAAAGAAUAAAGGAAACUUAGAAAAAUUAACAUGCCUUGCUGUACAUGAUAAAAAAAUUGAAGUUAAAGAAGAUAAAGGUGUCUCUAAAACUCCGCCGAAAGAUCUAACUUUCACACAAGUGAUCUUAUUAAAAAAUACAGAUGAACAUUCUAAAAUACAGCCAUCCGUUGAAAUAGGAUAUAAUAUUGUAUCAAAAGAUCCUAUUGAACCAGAAACACGUGCUGAAUUAGAGUUAGGUGCUGGAUUAAUGCCACAUGCUGAAUCAAAAACAGUUUCCGGAUUAAAUCCAUCUGCUGAAUCAGAUGAAGGUGGUGUAUUAGAACAAGAUUCUGGGUUAGAAUCAGCUACUGAAUUAAAACCAAAUGGUGAAUUUGAACAAGGUGUUAGAUUUCAAUCAACUGAUAAGUUAGAAACAUCUUCUGUAUCAAAAGAAGAUACUAUAUUACAAAAAUCAGGUGAACAGCCGCAGUCUCCUGUAAAACCAGAACUUACUGAAUCACAAGACUCUAAUGGGUUAUCAGGAUCUGACCCAUUGCCAAAACUUACUGUAUCAUAUCCACCUAUUGUAAUACCUGAAAAUCAUUCCGUAUUGCAGGUUCCUGCAACACUAGAGCCUGUGGGAUCAGUACUAAAUACUGUAGUACACCAAAAUGGACUAAAUAACGCUAUUAAAACAAACGACUCUCCGAAGGAAAAACCUCCCCCUGAAAUGUAUCCAUUUUUUUCAUCAACGUAUACUAAAGCUGCAGGCGUUCUACUGUUCUUAGGAAUUUUGAUACCUAUGCUUAUUCUUUCAGUACUUUUCUCAAAAGUACAGAAUCGCUAUUUCAGGAAAAAGAAAAAACCGUACCAUUUGUAUUUUGAUAGAACACAUGUAUAUCCAUUCUAUUAUGAUAGAAUGUCAGAGGGAAAACCGUACUACAAACAGAAUGUGGGUUAUUAUCCUCUUAUGAUUGAGUAA